Molecule: messenger RNA, 1134 nt
Organism: Oryctolagus cuniculus (rabbit)
Lineage: Eukaryota; Metazoa; Chordata; Mammalia; Lagomorpha; Leporidae
Source: RefSeq, a predicted model, not a curated record
AGAAACCUGUGGGUUCUUGUUGUGGGACAGUUCCCGAAGGAACACAGAGUUGGGAUUCCAGACUUCAAAUACGUGGCAAAUACGGACGAGACGGUUGAGCGGGAACUGCUGCUCCAUCUGAUUGACUAUCUCGUAACCAACCACGGGAAAGACCCUGAAAUCACAAACCUCAUCAACAGCGCCCGGAUACACAUCAUGCCUUCCAUGAACCCAGAUGGAUUCGAAGUCGUCAAAAAUCUCGACUGUUUUUACAGCAAUGGAAAGGAAAACUUUAACCAGUAUGACCUGAAUCGAAACUUCCCCGAUGCUUUUGAAUAUAAUAACAUGUCGAGGCACCCUGAAACUGCAGCCGUCAUGAAGUGGCUGAAGACCAAGACAUUCGUCCUCUCUGCAAACCUCCAUGGCGGUGCCCUGGUGGCCAGUUACCCAUUUGAUAAUGGCGUUCCAGCAAGUGGGGCAUUGCUUUCCCGAAGUGUAACUCCUGCUGAUGAUGUUUUUCAAUAUCUUGCAAAUAUCUAUGCAUCAAGAAACCCCAACAUGAAGAAAGGAGGUCAGUGUGAGAACAAACUGAACUUUCCUAACGGAGUUACCAAUGGAUACUCCUGGUAUCCACCGCACAGCGGAAUGCAAGACUACAACUACAUCUGGGCCCAGUGCUUUGAAAUUACGCUGGAGCUGUCAUGCUGCAAAUACCCUCCUGAAGAGGAGCUGCCAUCCUUCUGGAAUUAUAACAAAGCCUCAUUGGUCGAAUAUAUGAAACAGGUGCACUUAGGUGUAAAGGGUCAAGUUUUUGAUAUCGAUGGAAAUUCAUUACCUAAUGUAAUUGUGGAAGUCCAAGACCGAAAACAUAUCUGCCCAUACAGAACCAACAAAUUUGGAGAAUAUUAUCUAUUUCUCUUGCCUGGGUCCUAUACAAUAAAUAUUACAGUCCCUGGGCAUGAUCCAUACCUCACAAAGGUGGUUAUUCCAGAGAAAUCCCAGAACUUCAGUGCGCUUAAAAAGGAUUUUCAACUUUCAUUCCAAGGGCAACUGGAUUCUACCCAAGUAUCAGAUCCUUCAUGCCCACUGAUUCCUCUCUACAAAAAUUUUCCAAGCCACUCAGGGGCAACAAAGCCUAGUUUGUUCCGGGACUAG